Messenger RNA from Cuscuta epithymum, 781 nucleotides. The record is from the annotation of a GenBank genome assembly. NCBI's taxonomy places the organism in Eukaryota, Viridiplantae, Streptophyta, Magnoliopsida, Solanales, Convolvulaceae.
CAAAUUCAUAAAUUCACCGAUUACUUACACCUAAUACACGAAAAAACAUAUUCAUAAAUUGCUUUACACACAAUUAUAAAAUUAUUGAAUUACAUAAAGAAUAAACGAGAAUAUGUCCCGAGUGCGAAGUUUUUGAUAUCACACGAGUAGCGGUGUGAUCAAUUGGGUGCAGCAAUUCUGUCACACCCAGUGUGAUCAACAGACUGUGGACAACCCGGAUAUGAAGGAGAUGAUCAUCAAGUGCGAUAACAUGAUUCUUGAAGGCGAGGAAGAAGAUCUGCUCCUGGACGAGGAGGUCAAGGGUGAGAAAGAGGCUCCGAACAGGAGUCUACGGGCGAAAGAAGACAAAGAGGUGAUGAUUCGUCCCCCUCCUGAACCGCCGCCAUGGAGGAAUUGUGCAUCUAGGGUUGUGGGAGAUCGAUGGAGGUUUCUCGUGAAGAUAAGAAUGCAUUUGAAUUUCCAUGUUUUUGCUAUUUUUGUCUUUUUUUAUUUUCGAUCAAACUAUGUUUGUUUCUUUUAUUGUUGUUUUGUUCUGCCAGACUCUGACAUUAGGUAAGGGUGAUGAGGGUUUUGCUCUUGCCACGUUAGGCUCAUUAGGACCCUAUACAGGAUCAGCGAAUCAUAUUGCUCUACUUAGGGUGAUUGAUUCUCCAGCUGGUUCGAGGGUCGGUAGCUGGAAGUGUUUCCUUUAUCGUCCGUGUCCUUUGCUGAAUGUUUUAUUAUGAAUAUAAGUCUCCCCGUUAUAAAAAAAGAAUAAGCGAGAACAUUGUUAAUUUUGGUA